AUGAAAAUCGAAAUAUCGAUUGCAUUAAAUUUUUUAAUCGCUUAUCUUUACAAUAAAUUACCACGUCGUCGAGUUAAUAUGCUUGGUGAACAAAUGCAUAAAUAUUUACAUAUUAAAUAUCAAGAUCAUUGGUAUCCAGAAAGACCAACAAAAGGUUCUGCAUAUCGAUCAAUACGUAUUAGUAAAGAAAAAAUCGAUAAAAUUCUUAUUAAUGCUACUGUUGAUGUUAAUUUGAAUUUACAAGAAAUACUUGAUUCAUUACCAAAUGAUCUUACUAUUUGGAUUGAUCCAGGUGAAGUAUCAUAUCGUAUCGGAGAAAAAGAACCCGUUCAAAUUUUAUAUGCGGAUGAAAGAAAUCUAAUACGACAUACUGAAUCAUCAAGUGAUACAGACGAAAUAUCUCAUCAUGAAUCUACUAUUUCUAUUCAACCUUUUAAUCAUAAUAUGCAAAUAUUGCAAUCAAAUGAUACUAUGAUAAGUUUAUCACCAGUAAUGGAUUCUGAUUUUGUAUCAUGGUCAAAUUCAAUCUCAACACCAAUUUUAUCAAUACAAACAUUUGCUCAAACAAGAUUUGGUUCAUUAAAAAUAAAACAAAAUGGACAAAAAAAUUCAAUCAAGUAA
Rotaria sp. Silwood2 is the source of this 621-nucleotide messenger RNA. The record is from the annotation of a GenBank genome assembly. NCBI's taxonomy places the organism in Eukaryota, Metazoa, Rotifera, Eurotatoria, Philodinida, Philodinidae.